Messenger RNA from Varroa destructor (honeybee mite), 532 nucleotides. RefSeq names its product acyl-CoA-binding domain-containing protein 7-like. Gene Ontology annotation, molecular function: fatty-acyl-CoA binding. Lineage: Eukaryota; Metazoa; Arthropoda; Arachnida; Mesostigmata; Varroidae. Gene Ontology annotation, biological process: fatty acid metabolic process. The record is from RefSeq and is a predicted model, not a curated record.
CCCACGAAUCAAAGCGACGCAGAGUCGUAGAACGUAUUGCCCGGUGUGAUUAAAACAAGUAUCCUUUGAAUUAAGCUACGGCAACGCUAUGAGUGAAGCUGAAUUCAACCAGGCUGCCGAGGAGGUUAAGCAACUACCUGCAAAGCCAUCCACUAACGAUUUGCUCGAGCUGUACGCGCUGUUCAAACAGGCUACAAUUGGCGAUUGCAAUAUGGCAUGUCCGGGUGUAUUCGACCUUAAAGGCAAGGCGAAGUGGCAGACGUGGAACUCGAAGAAAGGUCUUAGCCAAGAGGACGCUCGCAAGCAGUAUAUCGCCAAAGUCGCUGCUCUAAAGGGUUAAUUUUCGUGGUCAGCUAUCAGUGUCAUUCUAGUUGACUAAAGUUUGACGAAUCAUGAACUUUUCCUUAAAAACGCUAUAAAAAAUCUAUAGAUUUAUAUAAUAUAGACCCGUAUUUAUUUUUUAAAUAAACAAUAACGUACACUCAUUAACAAAGCGAAAUUACUAAAAAAUAAAUAGAAACUUCAUAGCGUU